AUGGAGGGGUUCAAAACACCAAACAGGUGUACAAAAGAUGAAGACGUGUGUGGAGGGGGUGACGCGAGCUCCGGAAAACGCGUGGUCCGCUCUGCGCUUGAGGUAUUGGCGGAAACGGCGUCUCCCGAAUUGCUCAGGCAGAGUAGGCCCGCGAUGCUUGAUGUUAUCCAUUCUCCGAAGUUCACUGUAACAAACACAGCUGCUCCACUCGGCCCUGCGAAACCGCUGCGGUCAGUGCCCUACCGCCCCACUGAACCACCACAGCAGCAACAGUGCUCCGUGUCAUUUAGAAAAAGCAAUGUGCCUGCGGAAGAGCCUAGCACAUUACUUUUCCUUUCCCCGUCAGCUGUUAAAGUAAAGAGUGACGUUAGUGUCAGGAGGAGCCUGUUUACGAGUAAUAGCAGGAAGAAAAUGCGCUGUCUUGAUUCCAGGAGUAGAGUCACAGUUUCGAAAGGCUCGCGGCAGCCCUCCACAAUUAUAAAUGGCGAACUCUCUUCUUCGGAGGGGGACAUUGAUGAUGAGGAUGAUGAUAAGGAGGAGGAGGCUCUGAGUGCUCACGCGCCAGUUUGUGGUGCUGGUGAGAAGGUGUCAAUGAAACAGCGGCUCUUCUCGGAGGCAGAGGUGCAGCAACGCAUAGUGGAGGCGCUAAAGUCUUAUGAAAGAACGCGCAAUGCGGAGGAGGAGGCGAUGUUACAGGAGGUGGGUUGUGAGAUCAAGGCCCAAAGUGAGCGUUACGAGAAACUGUUGAGGGAAACUACUGCGGUGACUGCCGAGCGCGACACCCUUCAGAAGAAAAUGGAAUAUCUGCUGCGGCAGCGCGAUGCGGAGAGUUUUAAAGAAUCUCGUGAGGAUACCGCAGAGUCACGGGAGCAGCCCGAUUUGGCUGAAUUAAGUGACUUGCGAGAUGCUGUGGAGCAGGUGGAGAGUGAGAAGGCGAAGUUGAUAAUGCAGCUGGAGGCGUGCAAAAAGGAACAGUUAGUAUGGCGGCAGCGUUGUAUCGAAGUAGAAUCUGCAAGGGAAAAGCCUGUGGAAGCGACCCAGGUACAUGGCGGAAUGAAGGCUCAACCGCAGGAGAAAUUGCGGGAUGGAAGGGAGGUACCUGCUUGCCCUGCAGAUUUUACCCAAACCAAACGUUUUGAGUUUGAGUCGCGCAUUCAGUCGCUGGAGGAUGCUCUCCAGAAGCAGUGUGACGAAGUUCGUCGUAGAAUGCAUCGCGUUUAUAUGCUGGAGGGGGAACAGGCGAAGUCUGAGCGAAUAACCAAAUCACUGCGCCACGCCGUGCGCGAGGCGAGCGACAGCUUUGAACGGAUACGUCGUGAGUUGGAACUGUGUUUGCAAGCCUAUGGCACUGCGUCCUCUAAUGUACGGGCAAAGGAAGAAACAGGCGACGGCGUCGGGCAUGAAUGCUCGUCUCUUCACAACUUACGUGGUGAGCUGUUCCCAGCAGGGCUGAGGGAUGAGUUGGGGUUGCUAUUCGUAGGCAGUGGUGCCAACACCGCUGCGGGAGGGGAUCCAUGUGGAAAUAAUACAGUUGGUGGGAGCAAAGGAAGCACCAUCCCGAGACCUAGCGUUCGCGGGGAGUUUUUUGAUAGUGCGCCUGGCGACAGGUUGCUGCUUGAAUCUCUGGGAGCUGGAAGGGAAGUAACGAGCAUAAUGAACCGACAGAAGGAUCGUCAAACACCCGAAGAAGAAGGUGCCAUAUGCAAGCGGCUUCAGCAGCGCCGACAGAGGUGUGAGAGGCUGGUAGAGGCUCUGCGGAGGCUUUUCUUACAGAAACAGAAGGAGCAGCGGCAUCAACUACGGCGGUUCGAGGCACAGCUGGCGCAGAGCGCUGAAUUGGAUGUAUCGCGGUAUCGUGACGCGUUGGCUCUCCGUGAAGCGGAGCUGGAAAAGGCAAAUAAGCAACAACAACGAUUUGCUGACGAAUAUGCGAAGCGUGAGCUUGAAAUCGAGCGUUUAAGGCGGGAAGUGGAGGAGCUGCGCUCUUCACAACGCGGGGAGGCGGUGCAGCAGAAAGGUCUUUUAGAGGAGGUUGAAAGGCUUCGUCGUGAGCGUGACGCUCUGCAAAUGCAACUUGAUUUGAUUACGAAAGAGUGUGCCGAGGUGCACAGGCGAAAGGAGGCCAGCGGGAGGGAGUUUCAUGAACUUCAGGAGCGGCUCACCGCAGUGUUGGGGGCCCAACAUCGUCAGGAAGAAGAAAACGAACAGGAGAGUAAGAAGCAAUUGGCCAGAUUGGCGCAGUACACUAAGAAGUUGAAACUAGCCGAAGAAGAGUGUCAAAACCUACGAAGUGAAAAUAGCGCGAUGACAUCCAAAAUAAAAGUCGUGCAGCAGCAACUACAGAGCCUCAGAGCGUGUCGGCAACGGGAAGGGAGUGUCACGCAGGUGACACAUCAACAACAGCUCAAGAAAUUAACAUCCCUGGCAGAGGAGUUGCGUCAGAUACAGAAAUCUGAUGCUGCACAGCACGCCAGGGAGCGUGCAGAGGCUGAGGCAUCCAUUCAAAGGAUCAGUAGUCAAAACAAACAGUUGCAGAAAGAGAUUGAGCAGCUAAGACGCUCACUUUCGGAAGCCCGAAGCGAGGCUGAACAGCAGAGGUGGACAGAAAGAACAGUGCUUGAAACCCUCUUUAACAUCAAUCGGGGGAUAAGUGAUGAGACUAUGCAGGAUUCGGACAAAAACUGCGACAGUUUAGUGGUGCAGAGGCGGAAAACUUUUGCUCCGGUGCCUGAGUUGGGGAGCAAUUGCAACGCAACCUCCUCAGGCAGCGAUAUAGAUACUAACAAACUCCGCCGAAUGGUGGUAUCGAUGUCACAACGAACCGUGCUUGAACUUACAAGAAUGAGAGAAGCCGUUUCAGUGGGGUCACAUGCUGGCACCAUUGCGUACUCUUCGUUAGUUGCGGCCACCACCGACUGUGAGUUGGACAAAUUUCGUGUUGCCGAGCAACUUGCAUGGGAGGCAGCAGAACAUUCCGCUACGCGAAGGCGGCCCCAUCAGGGUUCUGACGACUGUAGCACCUCUGCAAGGGCCAGAAGACGCGCACACUCUUUUUGCACACCGAGCCGGAGGUCCUCACGCCAUGGAUCCCCUUCGCCAGAGUUUGUUGUUGGGGGUGUAAACAUUGCCAGGCUCAAUCUGCGUUCCCCACCCGUAUUUACUGACAGCGGCUACCUGAAGGAAAAUACAGGAAACAAGAAGCGAAGCCCGGACACGUUGUCUAACUCCCCGCUUUCUACAAGCGGUGUGUCACGCUCCCGCUCUGGAAACCCAGUCCUCGAUGGCAGUGCCUCUCCAGCGGCACCACCGAGGCUCCGUUUAACUCGGGGGCAUUAG
Trypanosoma brucei brucei TREU927 is the source of this 3336-nucleotide messenger RNA. RefSeq lists its product as hypothetical. The coding region runs from base 1 to 3336 and encodes 1111 amino acids. Lineage: Eukaryota; Euglenozoa; Kinetoplastea; Trypanosomatida; Trypanosomatidae. The record is from RefSeq and is a predicted model, not a curated record. The transcript has a single exon.